Molecule: messenger RNA, 1007 nt
Organism: Anolis carolinensis (green anole)
Lineage: Eukaryota; Metazoa; Chordata; Lepidosauria; Squamata; Anolidae
Gene: tmem128
Product: transmembrane protein 128
Exons: 6
Coding region: 76-564 (162 amino acids)
Source: RefSeq, a predicted model, not a curated record
GAGGGACCCGCCCCUUCCGGUCUGGCACGCGCCGCUUCCGCUUUGUUCCCGGCCGCCGCGCGCCGCUGAGGCCUGAUGGCGGAACCUUCACCCCUGCGGAAGAGGGGGCCCCGGGGCGACCAGGAGCCCGAGCCACGCGAGGCCCCGCAAGAAGCGCCCGUUGAGCCUACAAGCACAGAGAAGAAAGAGAAACCUCUUCCCAGAUUAAAUAUUCACUCUGCAUUCUGGAUAUUGACAUCAAUAGUUACUACAUACUAUGUUGAAUUCUUUAAAACUAUCAAAGAGAUUCUUCAACAAGAAAGUUGGUGGUUUGUGCUUGGCAGCUGUUUAUUGGUCGUCAGCUUGUCUGUGGCCUUUUAUUGCAUUGUGUAUCUUGAAUGGUAUCAUGGAAUUGAGGAUUACGAUACUAGCUACCCUGCACUAAUACCAAUCACAACUGCAUGUUUUAUUGCUGCAGCAGUUUGUUUUAAUAUUUCCUUAUGGCCUAUAUGGUCUUUUCUGACACCUCUGAUCCUCUUCAUCCAGUUUAUGGGUAUCGUGAUGCUUGUAUCACUCCUGGGCUAAGUCUUUUUUGAUCUUCAUGUAUUCAGCAUACAGAAUCUGUCAGUGCCUUUCUGCUAAGAUGUCUACCAGAACUGAUCAGCAUCUACCUUCAGUUAUGCAUACACUUUUUAGUAUGUGGCUUAAGGUUCCCAUUGGUGAGCUUGGAUGCAGCAGCUCCAUGAGAUGUGAACUUCAGCAUGCAAUGGAGAUCUGAACAAAAGCCUGCAUUGAUUUCUUCAGUAUGCAUGUGUGUUACAGACACAGCAGAAUCAUGUAUGGAGCUAUCUUCAAAAUGAAGUGAACUGAGGGGUGUUUGCACGCACACACUUGAAGAGCUUUGCUUUGUCUUUGGAUGGAAUGUUGGGUUUGGAGCAAUUAUAUUUAACUACUACAUUUAUAAAUUGCAGAAUAAUUUGCAUUUUACUUCAUUAUUCUUAUUUAAUAAAUAAAUAUUUCAUAGUAAA